Angiostrongylus costaricensis is the source of this 660-nucleotide messenger RNA. The record is from the annotation of a GenBank genome assembly. NCBI's taxonomy places the organism in Eukaryota, Metazoa, Nematoda, Chromadorea, Rhabditida, Metastrongylidae.
AUGGAAUUGCAACAGAGCCGCUUGAAAUUGGAAGUACCUGUGGUCGGCAAUACUUUGAAUAGUCCUCCUAGUUAUGCACAACUACAACACAGAUGUCUCAGUGAGAGCCUAAGAAGAUUCGAAAUCACAUUUGAGGAUGUUGUUCAAACAGCACUUGAAGAACCUGGAUGUGAAAGAUUCGUUAUAUAUAAUUAUAAAGUAGGCAUGGUAAUCGGUCGUUGGAACGGCUCUAUUACCAUAGUUCGGUUCCGAGAGCAGUUAUACAGAGGACGGCGUGGACAGAUGUUAUGUCAAAUCCGCUUGCAAUACGCCGCCGUUCCUGCUUUGAUGUCAUCACGACGAGCUCGUGACGUAGUGCUCGGUUUGUACACCGCGCUACCGGGCAACCCGGAAGAAACGUUGGCUCAAAAGGAUAUUGUUGAUCGUACUGCACAGAAGGCAUAUUCUUGCGAUCGUUGUUCCUACAGCUAUAUUUCAACCGAAACGGCCUCUACCACUGUCAACACUCAGCGGUAUGAUGGAUUGAUAAUCAACGAAAAGCAAUCAAACUCAGUGAUCUGCCACGACCGACUUUCUAUUAACCUCGGUAUUGAUCAAGUGAUUUUCUUCGUAUUUUUGUUGAGCAAACGCGAGGUGUUACUAUUCUUUGUUCACGAUUAA